AUCUGAUUGGCUGACGAACGUUCUGAGGUGUGCAAUUAUUUUCAGGGAAACGCACGGCGAAAGUAGUUCCAGGCAGCUCUUGACCGCAUUACAUGACCAUAUCACUUCGCCAAAUGAUUUCUGUUAUUUCAAAGGUCUUGCAACAGCAAAAUAACCAAGACCCACAACGACACUGGCCAAAUAAAUAAAUAUAGUAAACAAUAUGAUAAAAACGACAGAUCAUGUCCAUGUUUUUGCCACAAAAUUGCGCUUUAUUAUGUACGGAAAGCACAUACUCUCUCCCGCUCUCUCUCCCUCACAGACCGCACAUACAGUUACAGUUUGCACACACACUAACAUACACCGCACUAAUGUUGUUAGCGCUACUCUGACGAUUUUAUCAGUAACGUUAAACAACUUAAAAACUACAUGACUUCUCACAAGCGAAGUAACAACAACAGCGCGGUUUGUGAAGAAAAGGAAGUAACGUUAACUGUUAAGUUUCACUAUAACUAGAGACAUUGCCACCGAACACUAUUGAGAGACGCACAGAGGUCUGACUGAGAAGCCUGUUAUGGUGGCAUCACCCGAGAACCGCUUACGAGAAAAAGAGUUACAUGCAGAAUCUCCUGGUGAAAACAAAGAAUCCACAUCACACUCUCCACAUGGGUCUACACCCGAUGCUGAACCUUCAUUAGAGUUCACAACAGAGGAAUCAAGACCUGCAAACCAAAUUUCACCAGAGUCGCCACCUGCAGCUCAACCUGUGCCUACAUCAGUCUCCACACCUGAAUCAAUUACUGAGACAACAGAAUUCACAGAAGAACCCUCAGGAGAGUCCAAAGAAGAAAAAGAAGCCAAAAAAAAGAAACCAAAACUUCUUAAUAAAUUUGACAAAACAAUCAAAUCUGAGAUCAACGCUGCAGAGAAAUUACGCAAGAAGGGGAAAAUUCAGGAAUCUCUCCAUGCUUUUGAAGCUCUUGUCCAGAAAUUCCCACAAAGUCCGAGAUGCCGAUAUGGAAAGGCCCAGGCAGAAGAUGAUUUGGCAGAGAAAAUGCGCAGUAAUGAGAUGCUGCUGAAGGCAGUGAACUCAUACAGAGAAGUAGCCGAGCUCCCAGACGUACCACCUGACCUCAUCAAAGCCACAUUAAAGAGACGUGCAGACAGACAACAGUUCUUAGGUCGUACGAGGGGAUCUUUGGCUACUUUGGAAGAGCUAGUUCAGAUUUUCCCAGAAGACAUUAGCUUAAAGAAUGACUUGGGAGUGGCACAUCUGCUUCUGGGUGACAACAAGAGUGCAAAACGAAUAUACGAGGAGGUUUUAGCUCAUGCCCCACAUGACGGAUUUGCUAAAGUGCAUUACGGGUUCAUACUUAAAUCCGAAAACAAGAUUGCAGAGAGCAUACCGUACCUCAGGGAGGGUUUGGAGUCUGGAGAGCCAGGAACUGAUGACGGAAGGUUUUACUUUCAUCUCGGGGAUGCUUUACAGAGAACAGGAGAUAAGAGUGCCUAUGACUGGUAUGAGGCUGGACAUCGGCGAGGUCACUUUGCCUCUGUAUGGCAGAGAUCUCUGUACAAUGUCCCAGGGCUUCGUGCUCAACCCUGGUGGAUGGCUGAAGAGACUGGAUAUACAGCUUUAAUCAAGACGUUGGAACGUAACUGGCUGACCAUUAGAGAUGAAGCACUGUCAGUGUUAGAUGGCAACAGUGGGCAGUUCUUGCCCGAAGAUGAAAAUCUGAGAGAGACAGGAGACUGGGGCCAGUUUACACUGUGGCAGCAGGGUCGAAAGGCUGCUGCUUCAUGUCGCUAUGUCCCGAAAACCUGUGGUUUGCUGGAACGUUACCCAGAGGCCACUAGCUGCAAAAGAGGCCAGAUCAAAUUUUCAGUAAUGCAAGCUGGUACUCAUGUGUGGCCUCACACUGGUCCCACCAACUGUCGUUUACGAAUGCAUCUAGGCCUCGUCAUCCCUUCUAAGGGAUGCAGGAUUCGUUGUACAAACCAAACCAGGGAGUGGGAAGAAGGAAAAGUGUUAAUAUUUGACGACUCAUUCGAGCAUGAAGUCUGGCAGGAAGCGGAAAGCUACAGACUCAUCUUCAUUGUGGAUGUCUGGCAUCCAGAACUCACCCAAUUACAGAGGCAGACUCUGUCACCAAUAUAGACGAUUUGUUCAAAAACUGAGUUUCGAAAAGUAGGUCAACCGCCAAUCUGAGUGACAGAUUUACUGUCCUUAGCCAAUCACAAAUAUCUAUUGUGCUGUUCUGUGGGUACUGAUUACAAGGCAAUGUGAAUGUAUAAGUCUUAUGAAAAACAAACAUAUUAAUAGUUGUAAAUAAUAUGAGUGUGAUUUUUGUAAAACACAAAGGAUGGACUUAGAAGUUCAAGGGUUUUAAAAAGACAGUUCACUAAUAUGCGAUAUAAUUCUGGUAAAGCAAAUACGAUUUGUAAUCAUGUUUCAGAAGCAUGUUUUUAGGGCUCAACAGUAAACGGUAAAAUGAAAGAUGCGAUAAGGAUUAAAGCGUACAUUUUGAGAUUUAUAUCUUAGGUUAGAUUGAAGGGUUACUUUUAGUAAAAUAACAGUACAAUGAGAUGCAUGUUAUGGGACCAAUGAAGAGAUCAGAAUAUGAGAGAAUGAGUUGCAUUUGCUCUUUCUUUCCGAAAAAAAAAGGAGACCUCAGUCACUUUUUAUAGAAAUAUGAUUGAACAUUGCACUGUAUGUUGUGGGUUACUUUAUAUUUGUGUGUCCAGGUGAAUACAUAAAUGAGCAGAUGUGUUAGCUAUAAGAGAUGAGUGCACAGCCAUGAAAAAGAUCACGUUGUGCCUUUUCCAACCUUGGAAACUAUUCUAUUAACUAUUCUAUUCAUGUGUACUUGGGAGACCUAAAGAACAAGUCCAGGUCAUCAAACAAAAGAAUUAUGACUAUUUAGUUUUUUGUGAAAUGUGAAGUUGAUAUGUUUUCUUCAGAUUCACUGCAAGCACACAUUUUAUUAACACUACAAAUUCUACAUGAUUUUUGUAUAUAUGUUUGUUUACAUAAUUUCAUCUUGCGAAAAUGUUUGUUCUUUGUAUUAUUUGGGAAGUAUUCAAUUUUCAUAUGUCUGAAAAGAACAAUAAUAUAAUUUAUCUCAAUUAUAAUUCAGUUUGAUUCAUUUUCAUGUCACGUGUACGUGAAGAUCCAAACUGAAAAUUAAAUAAUAAUUUAAAAAAAUAAAGCACUAAUUAAGACAUCAGUACAUUUAAAGAAUUCAUUUAAUCAAAAAAAUAGAUCUGUUCAAAUGCACUUUGAGGUCCAGUGCAUUCAGGUUUGUAGUUGUAGAUCAAAGCCUUUUCCUCUUCCUCUGUACUAGGAAAGCUGUGAAAACUUUUCCUAGCUGUAAAAGCAACAAAAGGAGGAGAAAGGUUACCCUGUGAAGAUAUAACUUCUUAAUUUGUAAAUUCAUUGCAUUAAAGGAAUCAAAU
Molecule: messenger RNA, 3435 nt
Organism: Onychostoma macrolepis
Lineage: Eukaryota; Metazoa; Chordata; Actinopteri; Cypriniformes; Cyprinidae
Product: un-named hu7910
Exons: 15
Coding region: 554-2137 (527 amino acids)
Biological process (GO): peptidyl-aspartic acid hydroxylation
Cellular component (GO): endoplasmic reticulum; membrane
Molecular function (GO): peptidyl-aspartic acid 3-dioxygenase activity; protein binding
Source: RefSeq, a predicted model, not a curated record